ACAACUGAGCCGCCUGAGUGAAUAAGAAAUUGCCAAGUUGAGGCACCCCGGGCCUUGUAAAGCUGUGGUGCUGAGAACGGCACUCUGUUGCUGGCAGGCAGGGUGACCUGAGAUGGCCGUCCGAGGUUACAGAGGUUCUGGUGACUCUGAAUGGGUGUGGGAGCCAGGAAGGAGAUGUGAGCCUCACUGAAGCAAAACCCCUGGGAGCAGGGCUUGCUCCUGAAUCUCAUUUUUCACAUGUCUCCUGCACUCUCACUACUAGCCCCGUAAGAGGAAAGGAGGUGCUUCCUGUUAUUCUGAUUCAAAUCUCAAGCUGGUCACAGGAGGGAAGCAGACUGCCUAUGCUUCAGAGUGGCAGGCUGUACAAGAUGGAUGGCCACGCUCUGCUCUUGAGGCUACUUUUGCUGGUUUCCACAGUGGCUAUUACACUUCAUGCUUAUUCUGGAACAACAGUAUCUCCCCGAAGUGCUGUCUACUCUUUCGAAAAUCUAAACCUUACACUUCUGGAAUAUAAAGAUCUUAUAUACCAGUUCCAUACCAAACAGUGCUGGGAUUUGUUCGCUGAGCGGAUGGCCAAUAUCAGCAAAAUACAUUGGUGUGAGUGGAAGAGUAUUCACAGGCCAUACAGUCAUCUGAGAAAAUGCCUGGAAGGUGGAGCUGAUAAGCUGCGGCUUGACUACCCCAAUGCCUUGGCUGAGAAAUACAUCAUCUUCAGCCACCUCAACUACUUCCUCAACUGCACCCAGCAGUUUCGACCACUCCUGGACCCUCCUGAAAAUGUUUUGCUGCCUCUCAUCAUAACCCCCAUCUGCCUUAUUCCUUUCUUGGUUGCUCUUGUUGUACUAAAGAGCAAAGAUGGUGAGAUGCGGUCAUGAGUCCUGACUUUUAUGAGGUGAUGUGGUAGUGUAAUUACAGCACUCAACUCUUGGGUGUCAUGAAAUUCAUCCUACCCAGUCUAAGAACACUCUGUGGCAUGAGCGAUUGCACUGGAGACUAUUGAUUGAAGUAUGAGGGCACUUCGUACUAAAAGAAGUAGGAUAGAAAGAACAAAACCAAACCUCCAUCACCAAGGCAAAUGCUGAUGUAUGUAUGCCACAGUUGUAACCUAGUUUGACAUUACUGCCUAUCUUAUUCUGAAUGAAUUAUGGGAAUUGCAGACACAGUUGUGCUGCUGAAAAUUCUUAGUGAGAACUCACUAGAUUCUUUACAGAAUUGCUUUUCAGGGUUCUGUAUGGAGAACCCCAGACAGUGAAAGAUUAUAGGGUGGGUAUAAAUAGGCGAAAUGUACUGUAUGUGAAUGCUUUUUCUAUUAGCAACAAAAUGGUAAGUGCACGUGAGCCCUUCUUUCUGCAGGUUGAUACCUUUGUCUUUCCAAACUCUCACGCAAUGCUUACAUAUGUCAGAUAGUAAUGCCCCAUAAAGCUGUGUUUCCAUGUAGGCAAUGUGUUAGGAUAAUGUUCCUUGUCUUCUUCCUUAUUAAGAUUGCCUCUUUGGGCAAGCCCUGACUAUCCCAAAUUUGAAUUUCCUUUUGUAAGUAAUCUGGACUAACUGGAGACAAAAUGGCUUCUGCCCUCGCUGUUCAACUACAAGUUUCACUUAAUCUGCUCACUUUGACCCCCGAAAACUGUUAGGCUCAAGAUGCAGUAGGUGCAGAUGUCCAAGAUAUGAUGUAUAAAAGAGCUGCACAUCAGUAAGAUGGAGUAGAGAAAAUACAGAAAAGAUCUGCUAAAUGGAUCAAGAAGAUGAACUGAAAGUGGGUUGAAGUUUAGAGGAUGAAUUAUUAAGGAGAUUCAUGACAGAAGUUAAUUAAACAGUGAAUAAUUAGCAGAAAAGACAACCCAGGAUACUUUUACAUAGCCACAGAGUGCAUUUUGGCUAUUGUAUGACACUCUUAUAAACUAUUCUUUAAAAUGCAAUGCAAUUACAUUUUUCUAUUUAGUAGCAUACUACUAUUGAGGCAUUCCAGAGCUAUUGGCUCUUUCACUAUUAGCUUCCUCCUUGUACCAUCUUCCUGUUUUUUCUCCAACAUUUUAGUAGCAAUGUUGACUAAAAAAACCCUCAAUGAAAUAAUCGUAUUGCUUGAUCAGAGCACUCUGACAAGACCACAAACGCUAGAAGCUAUAUACUUUUUCAGAACGCAACUUCCCUUCCAUUAUGUGUAGUUGGAGAGGAACAUAUUUCGAUCACUUCAAAAACUAAGUUCUACAUUUCUUUGGAUUGAAGGUGUAAGGAGCACUGAGGCUUCUGCAGUUCUUCAGUGCCUCCUAGCUUGCACCCUGAUAACCCAUUUAAGGCCUCAGAUAAACUGGGCAGUUUUAUCAUUCACUCAUUCGUUUGUUCAUUUGUUCAUUCAUCAUAAUUGUUUUCUUUGAAGGGAACAUUUGGUUACUGUAUUCUUUUUCUGCAGUUUUUCCUUUCAGUGUUCACAAUAUCAUGUAUGAUAAAGAAAGGAAAAAUGAAAGGAAAUCAGUAACUAAAAUAGGCCUCAACAUCAGAAAAUGUUUGCUUGCCAUGAUAAAGAUGCCCCUUUUCAGUAAAGUCUUUGUGGUACUGAACAAGUAACCGUAAAGACAGAAACAACCAAGAAAAAUCUACUAAUUAAUUCUGAAGUUAAUAAAUCUAUGGGACGUACUUGAGCAUCAACCAGGUUAGAAAUCCAUGGCCCGUAUUCACCACCGAGUAACAUUUUUGCAACUCAAGAGGCCCCAUAACUGCAACUGGCAGACAAAUAACUGAUUUUCAGUGGUGUGAUUUUGCAUGUAGUCAGGAGUUACCAGUGAUAUAAGCAUCCUUUCCAUGUAAUUCCUUUUGUAGGGAAUAAUUCCCAGUUUCUGCGCUUUAAAUGGGCAAUAAAAAUUAUAGUGUUCUGUUGAAGUCUCUAUUCUGAACGUUUUCUCAUUUUCAUUUUAUUGUUACAAUGUAGUUUUAGUCUGGUUUUGUUAUUCUCUUUCAUUUUGUAUAUCACCUCAGGCACCUGAGGGACAGUGCAGUGAUUUAUUAAUAUGUCAGACAAAAUAAAUAUAGAACAUACUAAA
This is a messenger RNA of Candoia aspera, 3035 nucleotides long. RefSeq names its product receptor activity modifying protein 2 (gene RAMP2). Gene Ontology annotation, cellular component: membrane; cell surface; signaling receptor complex. Bases 342 to 875 code for a protein of 177 amino acids. The record is from RefSeq and is a predicted model, not a curated record. NCBI's taxonomy places the organism in Eukaryota, Metazoa, Chordata, Lepidosauria, Squamata, Candoiidae. Gene Ontology annotation, biological process: angiogenesis; G protein-coupled receptor signaling pathway; cellular response to hormone stimulus. The transcript is spliced from 4 exons. Gene Ontology annotation, molecular function: coreceptor activity.